Messenger RNA from Physeter macrocephalus (sperm whale), 14325 nucleotides. It is a transcript of the gene CNNM2, whose product is annotated as cyclin and CBS domain divalent metal cation transport mediator 2. Gene Ontology annotation, cellular component: plasma membrane; cytoplasm. Lineage: Eukaryota; Metazoa; Chordata; Mammalia; Artiodactyla; Physeteridae. The transcript has 8 exons. Bases 160 to 2787 code for a protein of 875 amino acids. Gene Ontology annotation, molecular function: magnesium ion transmembrane transporter activity. The record is from RefSeq and is a predicted model, not a curated record. Gene Ontology annotation, biological process: magnesium ion homeostasis; transport; intracellular manganese ion homeostasis.
GAGGUUCCUGAGCUGGCCCAGGCCGAGUCAGUGUCAGUCAGGGAGGCGGACUGCUGAGCAGUGGGUGCGAACACUGCGUUGCAGUCUCGCCGAGGGGCUGGUGCCUGCGCUCGCGCCGCCGGGUGGGAAGGAUGAAGCCGCAGCUGGAGCAGCCACCCUAUGAUUGGCUGGGGCACUUGUGAACCCGAAGUAAAGAUGGCGGGCGGGCAGGCAGCCGCCGCACUGCCCACUUGGAAGAUGGCGGCGCGCCGCAGCCUCAGCGCUCGCGGCCGGGGGGUCCUGCAGGCGGCGGCUGGACGGCUGUUGCCGCUGCUUCUGCUGAGCUGCUGCUGCGGCGCGGGCGGCUGCGCAGCGGCGGGCGAGAACGAGGAGACUGUGAUCAUCGGGUUGCGGCUGGAGGACACGAACGACGUGUCGUUCAUGGAAGGGGGGGCGCUGCGGGUGAGCGAGCGGACCCGGGUCAAGCUGCGGGUGUACGGGCAGAACAUCAACAACGAGACAUGGUCCCGCAUUGCUUUCACAGAGCAUGAGCGGCGGCGCCACAGCCCGGGCGAGCGCGGGCUGGGGGGCCCUGCACCGCCGGAGCCGGACAGCGGCCCCCAGCGCUGCGGCAUCCGCACAUCAGAUAUCAUCAUCUUGCCCCAUAUCAUUCUCAAUCGCCGUACAUCAGGCAUCAUUGAGAUCGAGAUCAAACCGCUGCGCAAGAUGGAGAAGAGCAAGUCCUAUUACCUGUGCACGUCGCUCUCCACGCCAGCCCUGGGCGCCGGCGGCCCGGGGUCUGCGGGUGGCGCCGUCGGGGGCAAGGGCGGCUCCGGCGUGGCCGGGCUCCCGCCGCCCCCGUGGGCCGAGACCACCUGGAUUUAUCACGACGGCGAGGACACCAAGAUGAUCGUGGGGGAGGAGAAGAAGUUCCUGCUGCCUUUCUGGCUGCAGGUGAUCUUCAUUUCGCUGCUUCUGUGCCUAUCGGGCAUGUUCAGCGGCCUCAACCUGGGACUCAUGGCCCUGGACCCGAUGGAGCUGCGCAUCGUGCAGAACUGCGGCACGGAGAAGGAGAAGAAUUACGCCAAGCGCAUCGAGCCCGUGCGCAGGCAGGGCAACUACCUGCUGUGCUCGCUGCUGCUGGGCAACGUGCUGGUCAACACCACGCUCACCAUCCUGCUCGACGACAUAGCUGGCUCAGGCCUCGUGGCGGUGGUGGUCUCCACCAUCGGCAUCGUCAUCUUCGGGGAGAUCGUGCCCCAGGCCAUCUGCUCCCGGCACGGCCUGGCUGUGGGGGCCAACACCAUCUUCCUCACCAAGUUUUUCAUGAUGAUGACCUUCCCCGCCUCUUACCCCGUAAGCAAGCUGCUGGACUGCGUCCUGGGCCAGGAGAUAGGCACCGUCUAUAACCGGGAAAAACUGCUGGAGAUGCUCCGGGUCACAGACCCCUACAACGACCUCGUAAAGGAGGAGCUGAACAUCAUCCAAGGGGCUCUGGAGCUCCGCACCAAGACCGUGGAGGACGUGAUGACUCCCCUCCGGGACUGUUUCAUGAUCACCGGUGAAGCCAUUCUGGACUUCAACACCAUGUCGGAGAUCAUGGAGAGCGGCUACACUCGGAUUCCAGUAUUUGAGGGGGAGCGCUCCAACAUCGUGGACCUCCUCUUUGUCAAAGACUUGGCCUUCGUGGAUCCAGAUGACUGUACUCCCCUGAAAACCAUCACUAAAUUUUAUAACCACCCUUUGCACUUUGUUUUCAAUGACACCAAGUUGGACGCUAUGCUGGAAGAAUUUAAGAAAGGUAAAUCUCACCUGGCUAUUGUGCAGCGAGUAAACAAUGAGGGAGAAGGGGAUCCAUUUUAUGAAGUUCUGGGAAUUGUCACAUUAGAGGAUGUGAUUGAAGAAAUCAUCAAAUCUGAGAUUUUAGAUGAAACAGAUUUAUACACUGAUAACAGAACGAAAAAGAAAGUGGCCCAUCGAGAAAGAAAGCAAGAUUUUUCUGCCUUUAAGCAGACAGACAGCGAGAUGAAGGUUAAAAUAUCACCACAGCUUCUCCUGGCCAUGCACCGUUUCCUAGCAACAGAAGUAGAAGCAUUUAGCCCAUCCCAGAUGUCAGAGAAGAUCCUUCUAAGGCUGCUAAAGCACCCCAAUGUCAUCCAGGAACUGAAGUAUGAUGAGAAGAACAAGAAAGCCCCAGAAUACUACCUCUACCAGCGAAACAAACCUGUAGACUACUUCGUUCUCAUUUUGCAGGGGAAAGUGGAAGUAGAAGCUGGGAAAGAAGGUAUGAAGUUUGAAGCCAGUGCUUUUUCAUACUAUGGUGUAAUGGCCCUUACAGCCUCCCCAGUUCCUUUGUCCCUGUCUCGUACCUUUGUUGUCAGCAGAACAGAGUUGUUAGCAGCAGGUUCUCCAGGUGAAAACAAGUCACCUCCUCGCCCAUGCGGCUUGAAUCACUCGGACUCUCUCAGUCGCAGUGACCGGAUCGAUGCGAUAACGCCGACGUUGGGGAGCAGCAACAAUCAGCUCAGCUCUUCAUUCCUCCAAGUCUACAUCCCUGACUACUCGGUGCGAGCCCUCUCUGAUCUCCAGUUUGUUAAGAUCUCAAGACAGCAAUACCAAAAUGCCUUGAUGGCAUCCCGGAUGGACAAAACUCCUCAGUCUUCAGACAGUGAAAACACUAAAAUUGAAUUGACUCUUACGGAGCUGCAUGACGGGUUGCCAGACGAGACGGCCAACCUGCUCAAUGAACAGAACUGUGUGACGCACAGCAAGGCCAACCACAGCCUGCACAGCGAAGGCGCCAUCUAGAGCACCGGCCUCGGCCUCCGCAUCUGACCAUGAAUCCCAUUAGUGUGCGCUUGUGUGCCAUGCUGCAUCCUGCACCAUCCUGAGACCAAAGACUUUGUCCCCUUCCUGGAAGCAGCAGAGGAGGCCGGGGAGGGCAGGAAUGGAAACUGGAGACGUGAAAUCGACAGCCAGGGCGUGGCAUUCGAGAUUAUGGAGAUGAAUUUCUUCCACCCAAAUAGAAUCAUGUUUAUUUUUUCAGCUGUACCUUUUAUCAUUAUCCACUCUCCUCCUCCCUCGAUUUGCAUGAAGUUGAAAAUUGUUGCAAUUUAUUUUUUUCUGAGAGAUCAUGUUUUUAAAAAGUGUCUUUUGCAGAGUUUUAAAUUGUUCUGUCUGAACUCUGCUGUGACCCCAUGAUGUAACCUUAGAAGGAUGGACUUGUCCCUCCAGUGGCCUUCCUUGGCCCCCACCCCAGGGAGGGGCACCCUUCCUCUGUGCCCCAGUGGGUGUCGCUGUCGAACUUCAAGGAUGAAUGACACAGACCUGCCCAGGCUGUUGGCCCUGCAGGGUGGAGCCUGCACAGGGACCCGCAGCCUCUCUGAGCUCAGUGUUGUUUUAAGUUAAUGUUUAACGGUGUCCCUUUCCCUCAGAAAGGUUUAACAUUUGCUUGGAAUGUGAUUUUGCUCCCACUCUAAGGAAUUUUUAUCACCAAAAUGAAUGUUAAUGGAUUUUAAACCUAUGGUUUAUCUUUGCAAGAGGCGAGGUGGCUUCACCCCAACAUUCCCACAGCCUGAGGCCUCCAGCUCAGCCAGGCCUCUUCCGCCCCAGCUUACAGAGCGCCGUCACCCACCGCCCCGUCCUUGCUCUUGUUAACCCACGAUGCUGCUACACAGAUGCCAAAUGGAAAUCUUCCACAGGGCCCUCGAGUAAACUCGUGGUGUGGAGUCCACGCUCCUGCCCUUCCCGCUGGGAUGUAUGUCAUUGUCAGAAAAGGAGUCGGACCUUCCAGCUGUGCUCUGUGCGCCCUGCCCAGAAGGCACGUCUAGACCCAUGUGUCUAAAGGAGGGAACACUGGGGACUGCCGGCACCUGCCCCCUUCCCCCCUGUCCCUGGGCCCGCGGGGCCCAGCAGUGGCUGUGUCCCCGCCAGAGGACCUCUGUGUCUCCCGCCUCGGACGUGGCCCACGCCAGAGAGGCUGCCCGUACAGCCAGGGUCAGUUUGGCCCCAAACAGGGAUUCAGAAACCAAAUGUGUGUUGUGGCCAUUUCAUGUGUGUCUCUGUCUUAUUUUACUAUCAAAUUCAUCACGUGUAGUGAAAUUAACGUCAGGAGGUAUUUCUUGAGUGAAUGAAUUCCUAACUCUCUUAUCUGUGUUUUAAGUGUUAACCCAAGGGAUAUGUGCAUUUUGUCGGCAACAUUCGUACACUGAAAUGACUUCCUACUGACCACAGUUUUCAUAUAGACCUGUCAGUCCUCGCUGCGUCCAGUCACUAGGCGAGAAGAUAGCAUCUUCUCCACUGGGUCUCACUGCACGAAGGGAAGCCCUGGGGCUAAGCAGCAGUUUCUUCUCCUUCCUCCAGGUAGGACUGUGCACCCCAGGCUGCACGCUGGCGGGUGGGAGCUGCGGUUGGGAAAGAACCAGCAACACGCUGGGCUUACCUCCCGGUGAGCAGCUCGGUGGCUCCAGUGUCAUGUGCGCACCUGGCGCAGUGUUUCCCCUGGGAUGUUGGUCCUAGAGCACCUUCCUCAGAAGGUGCCGUGCCCCUUAGUGAGGGAAGUACUGGUCUCAUCUGGUAGAAGUCGCCGGGUGCCCCCUCAAGGGGCUGAGUGGCCUGCUGCUGGCACCCAAAUCACAGCACCGUGGGAUGGUGCUCCCACCGCGGAGCUUGACGUUAGUGGAACCCUGUACUAUGAGUAUUUGCUUUUAUAAACAAACCCAUCCAAGUGUAAAGGUCUCACUUUCUUAAGAUGCGUCUAGCUGAGCACGUCAGUAUGACAUGACACAGGAACUGGGAUUAUCUGUAGGGGGCGCAGAAAUGAGAGUUCCCUGUAACAGAGUGAAACCCGGGCCUUGCUGGGGGAGGAGGCUUCUGCCCCAGCCAGCACGCCACGCUCUGGGCUGGGACAGCAGUGCUGUCCCCGUGGUCUGGCGCAGCCGGGCUGCCAAGCCGUGGUUCCUCUGGCCUCCUGGAUCUUCGCCCGUCAGCUUCCCCUGGCCUAUCUGCUUUGAUCUGCCUCUCCACACGCAGUCCGUCUCUGGCGCCUUGCUACUGGAAGGAGCCUCUGGAAUCACAGUUACUGUGCUGGAUCUUUUUUGGAGCCUCACUGCUGCUCUGUGAAUCCUAAAGCCCUUUUGAGAGGAUUCCAGCUGCUGGCUCCUUGACUUCAGGGAGAAAUGGUUAACGUUUCCAUACUGUCUUACCUGCUCCGUGUGUGGCUUUUUGAAAAGUCCUCUCUAUAAAGGAGCUGGCACAGGGGGGCUUUUCGGUAGGGCUCCUGGAGGACGAAAUUUUAGCCUCCCAAGUUCGUAUUUAUUUUCUAUAAGCUACUCUUUACCUUUGAUUUUUCACACUGUUUUAUAACAACAGGGAAUCCCAAAAAAGUGCUGUCUGGUCCCUGAAGGAAUGAAGGCUACCAUUUGGCUACAGUUAUAUCUGCUUUGGGGAAGGCUCAAGACCCUUCAGAUGGUAACACUCAAUAUCUGAGCGACAGAUUCCUCUUUCAGGCCCCCCACUUUCCUUCUGGAAACUAACUUCAGGCUGUUGAAGGAGAAAUGCUGGCUCAUGGCUUCUGUGGGGCAGCAGGAGAAUGAUUUGGGGAAGAUGUCUAUGCAGUUCGUGUCUACAAAGUAAAUGGGAGUAAAGCAGAGAAAGACCAUCAAAUAGUUGAGAUCUUGAUGUGCAGUGGCCAGUCCUUAGCGCUGCUGGUGGGUCGUCCUCUUCUAGGGCUGCUGGCUUUGUAAGCGUGGAUGGGGAGCGGGCUGUGGAGCAGACAUAGGGCCCGGGGUCCUGAAUUCUGUGGGAGCCCCAUUGUCAGGCCAGGGCCUCGCUCUCCUUUUCAGUGGCCCCUGCUGCAAGCCCUGGCUCUGGGGGACCAGACAGGGCCUCCUCCUGCUCCUAAGCAGCCACUCUGGGCAUCCCGAAGCUUCCUCCUGGAACUGGAUUCCUAGUAUCCAAGUGUUCCUGGGACAAUUUGCUUUCUCUUCAUAAAUGAGGGAGACUUUCUUUCUACUGCUUUAGAGGUUCCCUCCCUUUAAUUCUCUGUUUCACAUGCAUCAGGCAAGUCUAAAAUCAUAUGUUUAAACUCUUAGGAAAACAGAACCUUAAGAUUUGUGUAUGGAAACUGGGAUGUUAAUCAACUAGCUUAAGCCUUGGUUCUUACAUAAUUUGAAUGUGAAAGGGCACCCCAUGUAACUCUUUUUACCCCUCCUUCCUGACCUCACUCUGGAAGAGAGCUCAGUGCCCAUGCUGACAGUGUCGUCUUCCCCAAGUGGGAGGAGUAGGGCAUCUUGCCAUUUUCUAAUAUUUCAAGGAGCUUUUGUGCAAAUGUUGAAUGCAAAACUUCACACUAAUAUGGAACAUUAACUGUGAAUAUAUUUACUUGUGCUAUCCCCAGUAUCACACAACUAAAGGUCCAGCUUUUCCAAGUCUAGGAAAAUAGUGCUAGAUACAAGUAGAAUUGCAUUUCCAUUAGGAAAUGAAGCAACGGGAAUUUGGGCUUAGCAGGGACCAUGAACUUCUGUCCUCAAAUUACCUCAGGUUGAGGAGCAGACCUAAGUAGGCCCUGGCCAACUGAACCUGUAUCCUGGCUGGUCAAAAACAAAAACAAAACCCAACCCUGUCGUCUUCUGAAAAACCAGCCAGGGAUCUGACCAUCUUUGCCUUUCCUGGGCCAGGAGACCAGGAUUCCUCCAGUGUUCCCCAGGGCCCGGCCCAGGCAGAGGACUCACCUGGGCUGGCACAGGAAGGUGCUCACCUUGUUCCCUGGGAUUCUAAGCCGAAGGCCACCAGGGAGGGUUGGCUUGUGCAUGUCACGUGACACAAGCUCCUUGCUAGCACGAGAGCAGGAACUGUUCCCUCUCAGCUUUGAUCCCGGACACGGUUUUUCUUGCAGAGCAUUGAAGACUGCGAGGCUGAGCUGGCAGUUCAGGGAGUGGUGGCUUCUGAGGCACCAGUGCUCACUCUCUUCCUUGAGGACACAGGCUCUUGUCCAGGGUCAGGUGUGGUUCUAUUCCGGUCUCUGGACUAGUGGUGCUUCUGUCUAGCAAGGGCAUCUUGGUGGGUUGCAGGUUAGCCCAGAAUUAGGAGGGAUUUAGGGAGUUCAAUAUGGAAGUGAUCUGGGGAUUCAGAAACUUUUCCCAUGUAAACGGAUCAGUGAGCAACCUACUCAGUGGAUUUUUAUACCUCAGGGCCAUUUGCAAAUUUUUAUCUUUCCACGUCUUUUGUAUUUGCGUGGGCUGAUAGGAGAGAUGAGUUCAGAGGAUUCUAGGAUGGUGUUCAUUUGCCUCGGUUUGCGGAUGUGCGGGACACCCGCACCAAGCUUGCUCAAGGCUGUGGCAGUGGGCCUUCCUCCUCCAGCACGUGCAGGCACCCUUCCUGCAGGGAGUGCUUACAUGCUGCUUUUCCUUCUGCCCUGCCUGAAGAUGCCAGAGCCCCUGGUCAGCCCUAAUAACAGGAGGAAGAUGGCAGUUCACAGCAGCUGCAGAGCUUGGAGCAGCUUUCCUCCCACUGUCUUGGGCUGGGGACCUUCGUUGCUUUUCAGACCUUUGUGGUUGGCUCGGCUCAAGUAAGCUUUCUCACUGUAUAGGCUACAGCCACUGAUGUCAUCUCAGAAGAACUGUUUUAAGUAUCAGCCUGUACUUGAAGCAACAUGGAAACAAAGGUUCUAAGUGGCAAGAGAGUAAAGUUCUAGGAGUUUGUAUGCCGAGGUUUAUAUGUACGCAGAUCCAACACAUACUAUAAGACUUGAGUGAGUACACAUUUUCAAGUUUCAGUACCCACUGGGUAUUAAACAUAAACGAAUUGGAAGAAUGACUGGGAGUAUUGUUUUGCCUCACUUGGCAGGGUAUCUUCCAGCAUUUGCCCACAUCUGACCAACAUGGAUUCACUCGAGAAGUGUUUGUUUUGGGGCCAGCUUCCUCUUCAGACUCACCCUGGAGAGAACUAUCAAAUGGACCUGGUGGGCCUUGAGUGCCUGCCCUUUUUGUUGGAGGCCUAGGCCCCUUGCCUAGGCCCCUUGGAUAUAAACAGCUGGUUUCAGGCUCCCAGAGCAGAAGGGAGAGGGAGAAAAGUAAGGCCUCAGGACUCUUGUUCCCCAGAGAGCCCCAGCCUCGCUCCUGAUUCAUUACUUCCCGUGUCUAAAGUCUACUGUGAAGGUGAAGUGUGUCAGUCCGUUGACUUUUCUUGUUUCUGGAGUCCUUUUAAGUCCACAAAUGUAUAUGCUUUAUUUUAUAUUAUUAUUUAUUAUGUACAUAUGCCUCUACUGUUAGUACAUCAUCUAUGACUAAGAUGAGAUCUGUUUUGGAGCCCCUCAUCCAUGGAGCCUAGGAUUCUGUUGUCUUUUAAAGUGGGUGAGAAGGAGCGGUUUUGCUUUUGUCUUAAACAGGUUGCUGCUCUUAUGUUGGUCCUAGUGUCCCGGCCCCAUUUAUUGGGCCCACCUCUAUGCCUGAUGGCAGGUGUUUGAGAUGAGGAUGGAGGCAGGUCUUUACUUCAUGGCAGGGCCUCUCAAGUACCUCCGUGAAAUACUUUAGAGGUGGUUUCCUGGUGACUGGGUCUAUUCUCUGGAUAAUGGUACAGCGUGGCUGUGAGGCCAGAGCCUCCUUCCUCACUCCCACACUCCCAAGCCAGGUUGGUGGCCUGGUCCCACAACAGUGAUGGUCUCUAAUUCCCACCUUGGAUUGCAGAAUCCAUCUCUCUGGACCAUGGAAGCUGCCUGCCCACCUGGGCUUCUAAUAUGCCUUUUCUUGGUUUUGAGGCCCAAUGCCAACACUGCCUUGGCGCCUCAAAUAAGACCCUGCUUUGAGUCUGAUUUCCAUCCUCCUUAGCCUUUACUCACUGUAUCAUAGUGUACAUUUCAUGCUUUGUAGCAGUGAAGUUUUCUGAACACAGUAUCCAGAGCUGUGUAUAUAAACCUAAAUAAGCACAAAUGUAUAGGUUUCAUGAGCUGAUUGUCAUAAUGAAUGCAUUUUAUAAUUCAAAUGAUGUUGUAGAUUUACAAUCUCUCCUAUUUAUUUUGUAUCAAUUUAUUUGUAAAUUUUGUGAUUGUUUUAAAAAGUUUUUGUUCAUUUCUAUUAUUCUGUUUAGAUAAAUGAUUUCUGUUCACCCUUCUAGCGAAUGUGUGUUCCCUCUUUCCCCUGUCACCUAUGCAACACUGGCCUCGGUCCCCUGCCUGGUGGGAAAGCUGGGAUUGGCAGUCGGCAUGGCAACACAGCAGGGCGUUUCCUUUGGCCGUACACCACCAAGUCUUAGGUUAAAAGAGAAGCGGGUGCUAGAACUGAGCCUCCAACUUCCAGCCUGGUACAGCCAAUGCCAGGGGUGUGUUCUCUUUUUCAAGGAUUGUAAUCUGUCCCCCAUCAGUUCAUUUUAGAUAAAGAUACUGGGGCUAUCCACUCAAACUGCCCCAGACAUUUGCCACUCAGUCACUAAUAACACACACUUCAGCUGGCAAAUCUCUAAGCUGUUUUUUCCUAGGCAAGACCAGAGGCCUCAUUCCAGCCUCUCAAUUGGCUCUUAAAGAUGAAAAUGGCUCUGCAGAUCCUUCUCUGCGAUGGGGAAGCCUAGGAGAAUGGUUGCAGCAGGCACAGAUGGUCCACCCUCAAGUUAAAAACACUGGGCAUGAGUGUGGUGAGUCAUGGUCAGAUGCUCUUCAGGAUUCAGGGGGCCUCCCACGUUCCCUGAUAAGCCGCAUCCUCUUCCACUGUCCCUUCUGUUCCUUCUACCCUCCUCACUCAUGUGACCGGACUCUGAAGAUCUUCUGGUCGAGGUUCGUGGCCCCUCUGUGAUCUGUUCCUAGACCACAUUCUUUUGGAAUCCUUCUUCCUUCCACUCUUAGUCUCCGUUUUACAUUCUUCUGAGAAUUGAGCCUCUUGAUGGCUGGUCCCUUGUUUUUCCUGCCAUAUUGUUUUAACCAUGAUGUUCUCGGUCUGUUUUACUUACACUAGUCCUGUGGAUGGAGACAUUUUAGUGAAGAACUGCUGACAACAUUGGCUGAGACACUUCCUGACCUAACCAGUCCUCCCACCUCCCCAAUCAUCACCCCCAAUCUCUCAAAAGUGGAACAAGGUAGAUCUACAUUCCAGUGAAGUAUUAUCUUCUUGGGAGCCUGUGAGAAGCAGAGCAGAAAGCAGCAAGCACUGCUGGGAAGGGAAUUCUCUCUCUAGCACGUCUCCUCCCAGUUGGCUGCUUUGCUUAGUUUUUCCUGCUUUACUCACUUUGUCUAGAUGAGUCCUGAGCUCAAAUGAGGAAACUCUCCGAGGGAAAUAAAGGUGAUUUUUCCUAUUGUGAAGAUGAGAUUUGCCUAAGCUUUCCCUCUGCAUCCAUGGGGUUGCCCACACGUCAGUUCAUUUCUAAACUGUAUCAUGAUAAAAGCUCUGGGGUUUCUAUUCCGUCUAACAGAUUAUGCUACCCAGCGCCUCUUCUCGACUCAGCACUUCUGAGGACACAGAUAGUGAUCAGACGGUCUUGUAGAGAAAAUGACUGGUACAAACUGAACGACCUUUUUGUAUCCUGGAGUUGAUUUCUGAAAGCACACUUUUUGAAGGUAAUUCAGUUUAAUAGAGAGAUGAUUCCUUAUUAAAGCCAAAAAGUUGAAUUACAUGAGAUGGCUAAUAAACGUUUGGCUUCUUUGUAUGACUGUUUUAUCAUUUUCCCUGAGGUCCUCACAUCUCUGCUCUUUCAAAAAGUCCCAGAACAAAGCAAUGGUUAUAGUGCCUCUCUGUGACAUUCUGGUGGCAUGCCAUCUCCCCUGGUAGAUGAUUGUGAGGUCUAAGGAUGCAAGGGGGAAUCGGUUACAGGAAUUCUUUGUCAAGAGUGCUUUUCCUGCUAGGGUAUGAGUGAUUGUGAAGCACUCAAACAGUAGGCCAACACAUGGCAGGGAUUUUAGAUGAAGCCAGCUUCCUUGCCACAAUUCUGCUACAUCAUUGACUUGAGGGCAGUGGGUCCAAAAAUGAAGUUACUUGCUUCAAAAUAUGUAUACCCACAAGCUAAAGAUUACCUUUGGUACAAACCCUCUCUCAAAGACUGGACAUUUAAUAAACAUUUUUCAGUGGUGGGAAGGUUUGCAUGACAAGUCCUCUCGCCAAGUAUCUCAGGAACUUGUGAGACUUGGAAGGACUAUUGCUGUCUUAAUGUGAAGACUGUGCGUGCACUCAGCUGCUUGGGCUCCAGUGUGUAUGAUGAGGUUUAUCUUGGCCUAGAUUCUUCAGGCCUCAUCUGUAGCCCUGGCCAGACAUGGCUUUGGGAAGAGCGCAAUGGAGAGCAGAGCAUUUGGGUGAAUAUUGGUACCUAAUUUGAUUCACGAACCACGAACCAAUCUGUCUAACCCAUCUUUUUUCUAGUAAUAAAAUGGAGCAAAGGUAUUUUAUAGGAAGGAACAUAAAGGGACCAGACCAAAAACUUUUGUCAUUUUAAAUCAGAAAAUAGAUUACUUACACUUGCAGUAAGAGUCGACAAGCUUGAGAUGAGGUGUUGUGUGUUCAAUCGGGAGUACUUUUUUCUGGUAAAGCUCUUUAGAGGGACUUAAACUAUGGUUUAUAUUUUAUUGCAUACCUUUGUGGGAACAAGUCAGAUAGUUGUGGACUUGGGAUGAAGACACCGUGUCUGAGGCCAGGGGAGAAAUGGUUGAGAUUGCCAGGUUAAACAGAAAAGCUGCCUUGUUCAUUCUGUAAACCAAUGCAUUCUCUCCGUAGAUGACUUGCUUUCUGCUAUUCCUUCAUGCUCAGCUGUGAGAACAGCGUGCAGUGCCCCUUCUCCGUUCGUGGAGGUGUGAGAUGGGACGACAUGGAUUCCUGGAAGUCACCGGCUCUGCGUCCCGGCUGCUGUGCAUGUGCACGUCCUCCCUGCUCUCUGGUGGCUGUGCACCGGUCUUUUUUUCAAGGCUGCUCAGGUAGCUCCACGGUCUAGAUUUCAUUCUCAGGGCCUCCCAAAGCUGUGUAUCAUUUGAAAUUGUUCCAUUUGAGGAAAAACUUUAAGAAUAGCUCUAUGCUCUAGUCACCAAGAAAGAAUGUCAUGAGAAACCUAAGUACUGAGACAUAAACUGCUGAACUGAGGAUCUGGGAUUAAGUGUAUGGCAAUAGCUAGAUCAUAGUUACCAUUUUUCCCACCAUCAAAGAAAGGUUAAAUAGUUUCCAUAACAUGGCAUGUGGACAAGGCUCCUACUCUUAAUGUAGACUUAGAUAUGCAGUUGUUUGUCUCAGGCUAUUUGUGGUGAAUAAGCAGAGUAUUUUUAAAUGCUCUUGCAGCCUUGGAAAAACUGCAGGGCUUUCAAGUUGCUGACAAAAUAUUUCUUAAAUAAAUAAAUCUGAUUUAGGAAUAUCUAAACAUGGACAAAGUACUUUUAAAUCUGACAUGUCACUGCAAGUGGCUUUUUAAAGUGGUUGCUUAAAAACAAUACUAACAUGUCUAAAGGAUUUGUAGCUCUAAGUUUUUCUGUUAAGACCCACUUUUCCUAAAAGCAUCUUAGAAAGGGUAUCUUGAAGGGCUUGUUUUCUUAUUUUAGGUCUCAACAGAGCUUAUGGUAGGAAAUUUAAGGUCUGAACAGAGCACUAAACUUUCUUGGCUUUAAGUAACUUUUCUAAAAUACAGCAUCUGAGCUUUACCUGACCAUCUCUGUAAAGAGGAAUGCACAGGACAAGGCCUCUGGGCUGUGGUCUGCUGUGCCUCUGACUGCUGCUGGAUAUACUAGCGUGCCGGGUGCCUCACAAAGUCUGAAACUAAGUGGUGGUUUACAAAUACCCAGGAAGGAAGUUCUGAAAAGAGGUGGGAGAGCUUCCUCUCAGUCUAAACACCUUAGGUUUUUUUUUUUUUUUAACGGAAAAUUAUAAUUUUAUGUUUCGCUUCCUUAAUUAUUAGCAACAGAGAGAAACUCAUAUUCAUGUUUUAACAAGUCCAGUUACAGCUGCUCUGAGUCCCUGCCCAUGGACCACUUACUUCCCAGCACUCUUCUAACAGGAAUAAUAUGCAGAGAAGCAAAACUCUCCUCUGGGCCUUAGACUCUUAUGGAAUCCUAGCUCUUUAAAAUAUAUUUUGGUGGUCCUGAAGAAAGCUGUAACCAGUAGUGGAAUUCUUAUUCCAGGUGUGUGCUUUUCACUUCUCAAUCUUUGGACCCACUACCAGAGACUCAUCUAGUUGAAAAGAAACUCUUAGAUAAGAUCUUAUGUGAAUAGAACAAAAGGGGUGGUAAAUUAAAGCAAAGUGAUCAUGUUGGGCCUUGCUCUAACAGGGGAGAUAUUAAAGGUACUAUUAAGUUAGCCAUGUAGUUGUAAUAAGUCACUCAGAUAUUAUUUGGCUUUGGGAACACUGAAGACAGUGUCAAACUAGGCAGCAUCUCCAUCUUGAAUGAGAAUAAUUAAUAGCUGGGGUGAUCACAAACAUACUUGCUAAAAUUUAAAACAACAGGAGCAAUAUCUAAUUGCUAUCUGCAAUAGCAUUUCUUUUUUUUUUUCUAUUUAUAUACUUUGCCUAUUUUAUUUAUUUAUUUAUUUUGGCUGCGUUGGAUCUUUGUUGCUGCACGCGGGCUUUCUCUAGUUGCGUCGAGCAGGGGCUACUCUUCGUUGCGCUGUGCAGGCUUCUCAUUGCAGUGGCUUCUCUUGUUGCAGAGCACGGGCUCUAAGCAAGCGCGGGCUCGGUAGUUGUGGCGCAUGAGCUUAGUUGCUCCGUGGCAUGUGGGAUCUUCCCGGACCAGGGAUCAAACCCAUGACCCGUGCACUGGCAGGCGGGUUCUUAACCACUGCACCACCAGGGAAGUCCCUGCAAUAGCAUUUUUAACCUAAUACUUUAAAAGUAGCAUAAAUUCCUAACAGAUAACCGAAUGUACAUGUCUUGAUGUGACAGUGGUAAAGCCCUACGCAUUGAAAGUGGUGAUGUAAUACGGCCUUGGCUAAGUUACUGAGCUGUGUUCCCUACCUAUAAAAUGAUUUUUAAAAAAGGAAAAAAGCCUCACCUCGUAGUCCUGUACCAAAAAACUUUCCAUGAAAAAACAGGCCUAUUUUUAAGUGCUAUAAAUUUUAGCCAUUAUUCAUGCUAGACUAUAUUUCCUUUAAGAGAAAGUCAAAUUGAUAUCACUAAGGCAAACCUAAACCCACGGACUUCCCUGGUGGCGCAGAGGUUAAGAAUCUGCCUGCCACUGCAGGGGUCACGGGUUCGAGCCCUGGUCCGGGAAGAUCCCACAUGCCACAGAGCAACUAAGCCCGUGCGCCACAACUACUGAGCCCAUGUGCCACAACUACUGAGCCUGUGCGCCACAACAAGGGAAGCCACCUCAGUGAGAGGCCUGCGCACUGCAACGAACAGUAGCCCCCGCUCACCGCAACUAGAGAAAGCCCGUGUGCAGCAACAAAGACCCAACAC